GGCGAAGCGUGCGCAUCAUCCCGAAGACACAGAGUCCAUCGUCGAGAGAGAAGCAGAGGAGAUGGGGGCGCAGCGGCAGCAGCAGCAGCAGCAGCUUUGCGUGGUGUUCCUGGUGGCGCUCCUCGUCGUCUCCACCAUGAACGCUGUCCACGUCGACGCAGGGAGAGCGCUGGCGCAGGUGAGCUACGGAGCCCUGAACCCCGGCGGCACGCCGUCCGGGCCUCGUGGCCUGCCAUACUCUGGCCACGGGUGCACCAAAAUCUACGGGUGUAACAAAUCACCUCCUGGUGAAGCGCCAUGAUCAGUACCACGAAUAAUCUCCGGCGCAGUUAAGCCAUAAUUACAUGGCGGGGCGGGUGUGUGUGUGUGUUUAUGUACCGUGAUCUAAGUGCGUGUCAAUAAUGGGGAAAAGAUAUAAUUAAAUAGUUUCCCAAUAUCUCUAUUUUCUUCAAUAAUUAUUGAUUUGUUCCGAUAUUUGACCUCAACUUUCUUAAAAUAAAGGGAGAGUUUCUGCUCUCCUAGAACGUUAUUUGUA
Panicum hallii is the source of this 535-nucleotide messenger RNA. Its product is annotated as protein WIR1A-like. The record is from RefSeq and is a predicted model, not a curated record. The transcript is spliced from 2 exons. NCBI's taxonomy places the organism in Eukaryota, Viridiplantae, Streptophyta, Magnoliopsida, Poales, Poaceae. Bases 62 to 301 code for a protein of 79 amino acids.